This is a messenger RNA of Aureococcus anophagefferens, 927 nucleotides long. Its product is annotated as expressed protein. The record is from RefSeq and is a predicted model, not a curated record. Lineage: Eukaryota; Pelagophyceae; Pelagomonadales; Pelagomonadaceae. The coding region runs from base 1 to 927 and encodes 308 amino acids. The transcript has a single exon.
AUGAGCGCGCACGCCGUCGGCGCCGACGCGCCGGCGAACUGGGCCGCGUUCGUCGUGGGGCCCCUCGCGGCGGCGCACGCCGUCCACACCUUCGUCUGCGUCGGGCCGGCGAUCCACGGCGCGCAGGCGGCGCUCUGGGCCGACGUCGGCGGCACCGUCGUCGUCGCGCCGCCGCCACCCGUCGACUUCGACGACCAGUACACGCGGCUCGCGGCGUGCUACGGCUUCGCGCGAGGGUACGAGGCCGCGGAGCGCCUCGCGUUCACGCACUACGUGCGUGCGCGGCCGGACCUGCGCUGGGCGGCGCCCAUCGCGCCGCUGGGGACCUUCGCCGCCGACGCCGUGUCCCUGCGCGCGCGCGGCGUGCUCCACGCGGAACCGCGGAACACGUCGCUUGCGGCGCUCUCCGGGUCGCCGAAGCGCGGCUGCGACUACUUCGCCCGGCAGCUCGGCGCGGCGGGCCGCGACGACGCGCGGGCGGCCAUGCGCGCCGCGGGCAUCCCGACCUGCGCCGUCGUCGACGACAUGUUCGCCGUCGUGCCCGCGACGCUCGCCGACGGCUACUUCCGCCUCGAGGAGCGGUUCCCCGGCCCGCCGGAGCGGCGCGACUUCGACGCCUACGCGGAACGCGCCGACGACGCCGCGGUCCGCGCCCACUUCGGCGCCGCGCGCGACGCCGACGCCUUCGUCGCCGCGUGCCGCCUCUUCGGCCAGGCGAGUUGGCGCGCCGUCUUCGACCGCACGUUCCACGGCGCCUACGGCGUCGGCAGCCACGACUUCCGCCACGGCUGCUGCGAGGGGCGCCUGACCUGGCGCCUCGCGGGGCGCCUCGUGCCCACGGCCGUCGCGCCCUUCCCCUUCGUCUUCGCGGGCCGCGGCGGCAAAGGCGACGGCGCGAAGCGCAUGGGGAGGCGCGUGCCCUGUUAG